Macrobrachium nipponense is the source of this 744-nucleotide messenger RNA. Its product is annotated as basic proline-rich protein-like. The record is from RefSeq and is a predicted model, not a curated record. NCBI's taxonomy places the organism in Eukaryota, Metazoa, Arthropoda, Malacostraca, Decapoda, Palaemonidae. Bases 1 to 744 code for a protein of 247 amino acids. The transcript has 2 exons.
AUGGUGGACGCCUGCCCGCCCAUCCCGGGACCCGCGGCGGGCCCAGCCCGCCAGUCCCAGGACACGUGGCGGACGCCUGCCCACCCGUCCCGGGAACCCGCAGCGGGCACGACCCACCCGUUGCGUGACGCAUGGAGAAUGCCAGCCCGCCCUUCCCAGGACCCGCUACGGGCCCGCCCCGCCCGUCCCAGGACCAGUGGCGGACGCCUGCCCGCCCGUCCCGGGACCAGUGUCGGCCGCCUGCCCACCCGUCCCGGGACCCGCAGCGGGCCCGGCCCACCCAUCCUAGGACCAGUGGUGGACGCCUGCCCACCUGUCCCGGGACCCGCGGCAGGCCCGGCCCGCCCGUCCCGGGACCAGUGGUGGAUGCCUGCCGCCCGUCCCCGGGACCAGUGGCGACACCUGCCCGCCCCCCGGGACCAGUGGCGGACACCUGCCCGCCCGUCCCGGGACCAGUGGCGGACACCUACCCGCCCGUCCCGGCACCCGCGGUGGGCCCGGGACUUGUGGCGGAUGCCUGCCCGCCCUUCCCGACCCGGGCCCGCGGCGGGCGGGGCCCGCCCGUCCCGGGACGAGUGGCAGACACCUGCCCACGGCGGCGGGCCCGGCCCGCCCGUCCAGGGACCAGUGGCGGACGCCUGCCGCGGCAGGCCCGGCCCGCCCGUCCCGGAACCAGUGGCGGACGUCUGCCCGCCCGUCCUGGGACCCGUGGCUGUCCCGGCCCGCCCGUCCCGGGACCAGUGA